Messenger RNA from Thrips palmi, 1008 nucleotides. RefSeq names its product tachykinin-like peptides receptor 99D. The annotation marks the transcript as partial. Gene Ontology annotation, cellular component: membrane. The transcript has 6 exons. Gene Ontology annotation, biological process: G protein-coupled receptor signaling pathway. Gene Ontology annotation, molecular function: neuropeptide Y receptor activity. The record is from RefSeq and is a predicted model, not a curated record. NCBI's taxonomy places the organism in Eukaryota, Metazoa, Arthropoda, Insecta, Thysanoptera, Thripidae.
CUGCAGUUCCAGGCGGCGCUGCUGCAGCGGUGGAGCCUGCCCGACUUCAUGUGCCCCUUCUGCCCGUUCGUCCAGGUGGUGAGCGUCAACGUGAGCGUGUUCACGCUCACCGCCAUCGCCGUGGACCGCCACCGUGCCGUUCUCUCGCCUCUCAGCGCCCCGCCCACCAAGCUCCGCGCCAAGGUGGUCAUCGCGUGCAUCUGGUUCCUGUCGCUGGCCAUGGCCACCCCGAUGGCGGUGGGGCUGCGCGUCGUGCAGAUCCCGGACGACACCGUGGUCACCGUGGUGACGGACAUCGGCGUGUCGGCGCUGGCGCAGGCCACCGUGCCCACCUGGAACUACGCGGACGCCGACACGCCCUUCACCAAGCCCUUCUGCGACCUGGAGGGCAUGUCCGCCAACACCAUGCUCGUCUACCGCAUGGUGCUGGUGGUGGUGCAGUACCUCACGCCGCUGGUCAUCAUCUCGCUCGUGUACACCCGCAUGGCGCACCGGCUGUGGGGGUCCAGGGCGCCCGGCAACGCGGAGGACUCCAGGGACGCCAACCUGCUGAGGAACAAGAAGAAGGUCAUCAAGAUGCUGGUCAUCGUGGUGGCGCUCUUCGCCGUGUGCUGGAUGCCCCUGCAGACCUACAACUUCCUGCACAUGGUGUACCCCGACAUCAACAGGUACCGCUACAUCAACAUAAUCUUCUUCUGCUGCGACUGGCUGGCCAUGAGCAACAGCUGCUACAACCCCUUCAUCUACGGCAUCUACAACGAGAAGUUCCAGCGCGAGUUCCGGCUGCGGCUGGCGGUGUGCCUGCGGCGCUCGCCGGCGGGCCGCGGCCAAAUCCCCCGCGAGCUGAGCAACCUGGACUCGGGGCGCUGGGACUGGCCGCAGAACGCGCGGCACGCCACGCUGGCGCUGCACCGCGAGCCCGCCAUGGAGAAGCAGGGCGACCGCGUGAUGACGGGGUCGGCGUCGGGGCUGUCCGUCAUCACCGGCACCACGGCGCUGUCGCCAUAG